AAAGUCAAAGCCUGGAGAAAGUAACAGUGUAUUCUGCAAGAUGCUGGCUGCAGGGGUCUUUCUCUUGAUCCUCGGUGUUCUCCCAGUCCACGGAGAUGACCUGAACAUGGACCCAUCAUACGUAUAUUAUGAAGACGAAGUCACAGACUCGCCAGAUGUUGCUCUCGAUGAUAACGACUGGUUGUACAAGCUCCUGGAUGAGUCCAAUGUUUGUGAUCCAAACCCGUGCUUCAAUGGCGGCUCGUGCCAAAAUGCAUCAGAUACAGAGUAUCAAUGCCACUGUACUGAGCCUUACAUCGGCACGAAGUGUCAGAGAGUGAGAAACAUCUGUGCCAAUGUGACCUGUGGUCAUGGUGACUGCGUCAUCAACCUCAAUAAAGCCCCUUUUUUCGAGUGCAGCUGCAGACCCCCAUACCAAGGCCCCAACUGCAACACAUUGCCAGCAUCUCCCUGUGAGCCCAACCCCUGCCAGAACGGAGGCGUCUGCAACCAAGGGGAACGACGCUACCACUGCACUUGUCCUGAAGGAUUCACGGGGAGGUUCUGCGGAACUGCUCCCACUGACUGUUACUCUGGGAAUGGAGAGACGUACAGUGGAGUCGUCAGUACCACGGAGGACGGGGUGGAGUGUCUGGACUGGCAUUCCAAUUUCAUCCUGCUGAACAUCGGGACUCCUUUAAGCACGUUCCCAAACUUCACAGACCUGGAACGCAACAACCAUUGCAGGAACCCGGACGGAGAUGACAAGCCUUGGUGUUUUAUUAAACAGAAUGGUACACUGCAGUGGGAAUACUGCGAUGUCAAGACUUGCCCUGAAGGUACAGUCACUCCACCAACAAUCGAAGGAAACGCCUCCGCCCAGUUCUCCCAGUGUGGAAUACCUGGAGUAAUCACCAAGAUUUUUCAGGGCAUCAAGGUUAAACCCGGAUACAUCCCCUGGCAGGUGUCUUUGCAGAAGAGACCCCAUGGUUCAACCGGCAGUUUUAUUCACCAUUGUGGUGGGACCCUGAUCGGGUCCUGCUGGGUCCUCACCGCCGCCCACUGUAUUCAAGACGUUGAAUACCAGGUGGUGAUGGGAGGAGUGAACAUAAACAAAGAUGAGGAGACGGAUCAGGUCAUCCCAGUCAUACAAAUUAUUAAACAUGAAGACUACAGAAAAGAGUCUGGGAUAUCACAUAAUGACAUUGCUCUGCUUCAACUCAAAGUCAUGGACAGUCCCUACUGUGCGAAGGAAACACGGUUUGUGAGGACCGCGUGUUUACCAGAUCAGAGGUUCCCGACUGGACACAACUGUAUGAUCUCAGGAUGGGGAAAAACCGAAACCAGGCCGAUCAGCCCAGAGCUGUUGCAUGCUCGUGUUUUGCUGAUAUCUGACGAGAAAUGCAGCACACCUCCUGUGUAUGGAGAUUUACUGGACGACAGGAUGAUGUGUGCAGGGUAUCUGAAGGGAGUCGUAGACUCCUGUCAGGGUGACUCAGGCGGCCCGUUGGCGUGUAAGCAGAAUUACAUACACUACGUCACUGGUGUGGUGAGCUGGGGCGACGGCUGCGGUCAGGAGAACAAGCCUGGUGUCUACGCCGACGUGAACAAGUUCAUCGACUGGAUCAAAAGCAAGAUUGCCUGAGCUGAGAAACCGGACAAAUCUGUCGUAGUUUAGGAAGAAAAUUAGACGAAAGGUUAGUUUGGCAUGAAAAAAAACACAGAAAAAACUAUUUAAUUCAUCAGCGAUAAAACCAAGCAUUUACUCUGAGUCCAGCUUUGAGUCCAAAGAGGCACAGUUAUAAACUCACAAAGCUGAACCUGCCAGACAAAAUGGAGAUCACACAUCAUUUCAGUAGGACUGCACUUCUCUCUCUCUCUACGUACACCAGAUGAUCAAACCUUGUGAGAAAACUGCGUGGCUGCAACAAGGCUGCGUCUGUGCCUUGUCUAUUUGAACUUACAGCAUUCGUUUUUUUCCUAGUGAUGUAAAACAUCUUACAGCAAUCUCCGGUCCGCUCCUUUUCCUCUUCGAAACACUGUCAAUAAAAGCAACUGAAAACUUUCCAUCCAACAUUGAACACAGUAUCACCUCUGCUUUACAACAAUCUGUAUUCUUCACCUGUAAACUGCCUGUGGAGGCACUUUCAUGAUCACAUGUCACCUGCUGCCUAAAUGAAAAAGAAAGGUGUUUUUUCCUAGUCUGAAUUCCCUCCAUACUUUAUCCGUCCUUUUCAUAACAUACAUGACGAGGCCUGUCCUGGUUCAAAAUGCUUAAUUCCCUUCUUCAUCAUCUCAACCAUAUUUCACAGAUAAUUGUUGCACCUACAGUGUUUGACAUUGGUUUGGCAUCUCAUGUAACAAGUUAUUGUCAUACUCUGUGAUUAUAGUAAUUAAUGGUUGGUUUUGGGAGAUUUCAGUGAAAUGCCAAGGAUAAAAUAUGCAAGUUUAUUUGUAUGAUUUUUUUGUUGUCGUUUUUUAAGAAACAGCAGAAACGGUCUUGUAGCAUAGUAAUGAUCAGCAAGAUAAACAAAAGGUGCCCCCUAUGUGUGUUUUAUCAAUCAAUAAAUCUGAUGCUGAAAGGUUACUCCCACACUUUUGUGUUGCAUGUGUGGGUGGACACACAACGGCUGAAUGAGCUGAACAUCAAACAGACUUUACACUGAACAAAGUCUGUCCUGCCUGAUUGAACCAAUAAACUCAUUCCAUAAGUAA
This is a messenger RNA of Hippoglossus stenolepis (Pacific halibut), 2694 nucleotides long. RefSeq names its product hyaluronan-binding protein 2-like. NCBI's taxonomy places the organism in Eukaryota, Metazoa, Chordata, Actinopteri, Pleuronectiformes, Pleuronectidae. The coding region runs from base 41 to 1624 and encodes 527 amino acids. The transcript is spliced from 13 exons. Gene Ontology annotation, biological process: proteolysis; blood coagulation. The record is from RefSeq and is a predicted model, not a curated record. Gene Ontology annotation, molecular function: calcium ion binding; serine-type endopeptidase activity.